Asterias rubens (European starfish) is the source of this 8745-nucleotide messenger RNA. RefSeq names its product protein capicua homolog. Gene Ontology annotation, cellular component: nucleus. Bases 169 to 8496 code for a protein of 2775 amino acids. Gene Ontology annotation, molecular function: RNA polymerase II transcription regulatory region sequence-specific DNA binding; DNA-binding transcription factor activity, RNA polymerase II-specific. Gene Ontology annotation, biological process: regulation of transcription by RNA polymerase II. The record is from RefSeq and is a predicted model, not a curated record. NCBI's taxonomy places the organism in Eukaryota, Metazoa, Echinodermata, Asteroidea, Forcipulatida, Asteriidae. The transcript has 20 exons.
GCUAACUAGGCCUAGCCUGCUGCUGAAAUAUACGUGUGUGUGUUUUGUGUGUGACGACUACAUCUACAUCGUACAAAAUUAAAGGUCUCCAUUGUGACGACUGCUGCAAGUCAUCGCUAAACUUCACAUUACCUGCUGAUAAGAUCCAGGCAGGACUGGCCAAUAGUCAUGAAUCGUAAAGGUGACAGACCAAAGCGUGGCAAGAAAGUUCAAUUGGAGCCUGAAUCUGAACUGGAAGUCACAAGUACAAGGUCAAAAAGAAGCAGAGGUCCAUCUGAUCCUAAGCCUCACCCAACUGAUGAUUCCAACCAAGAUUCUUUAAUUUCUACUAGAAGAUGUCGCAGCAAUGGAAAGGUGUCCCCAGACAGAAACUUUCAAGAUAACCCGCCUUUCCCAAGCACAAGUUGUACGUCUCUUAAAAAGGGGAGUAAAAAGGCUUUGAACAACAGGUCAAGUGAAAGUAAGAAAAGUGAAGUGAGUUCAGACGAUGAGAGUACACUAAGUAAUAUAUCACAUCCAGAAGAUACAACUACUCCAGAAAGAAACACCAAUUGUGACACAGAUGCUCAUGCUUACAUUGCUGGCAUGAAAAGAAAAGCGUCAUUUCCUGACACAGCUACACCAUCAAAAAAGGCUGCCAUUGAUUUGAAAGAGUUUAGAGGUCAUCGGGUUCUUGCUAGAAAGGAUGAUGGGUUCUACCCAGGAAUCAUCAAGCAUCAGCGUAAAAACAAAGACAUUGGGGUGACUUUUGACAGUGACAAAAAUGCUAAGUAUUUCAGUAAUGUUGAGUCAGAUGAAAGGAUUGAUAUUGUUAGUGAUAAGGUUCCAUCAUAUAACAGAGUUGGUAUUGGAUCUAAAGUUUUGGUUAAGAGAGUCAAUUGUCCAGGAGUUUAUAAUGUGGGUGUGAUCAAAGGUAUAAAGGCAGCUGCACAACAGUACGAGGUUUAUGUUGCCAAUGAUGAGGGGUUAGAAGAUAAGGUAGUUACUCCGUUAUGGAAACUGCGUCUACUAAGGUGGCCAUGGGGACCUGAUCCUCCUUGUUCAUUGAUACCUAUUCGUCAACUCACCUACAGUCCACAGUCUCAAGCUGGAGAUGAAGUACUUGCCACUGAUCAUCAUGAAGGUCAAGAAACAAGUUCAACUAACCAUGAAGAAGUUUCUGAUGAUGACCUCCAGCGAGAGGCAAUUCACUUUGACAGUCGACCAGUCCCUCAUGUUUCCACCACCAACACUCCAUCUUCUUUGUACUCUAAUGAAUCUGAAGGUCAUAAGCUGCAUUGUAAAAGUGAUCGUAAUCGCCAUAUAAGCGGUGCUAGCACAACAUCAAUGGCCUCCAUUUCAUCCAGUCGAACUUAUUCAAUAUCACCAGUUAGCCCCUCACCAAAGUACAAUAAAGGAGAUGUGGUGUGUAACACUAAUGGUGUUCGUAAGAAGUACAAUGGAAAACAGUGGCGUCGACUUUGUUCCAAAGAUGGGUGUAAUAAAGAGUCCCAACGCCGUGGCUACUGCUCUAGACAUCUUUCCAGCUACAUGAAAAGUAAAGGAAUGCUUGGAGAUGGACAAGUCAGUGAUAUUGAAUGGGACAGUGAUUCACGCAGUUCCAGCUUACAAGCAGAUUCUAGAUCCCAUAUUGAGCCAUCAAAGUUUGACAUGGAUGAAGCAGAAGCUGCCAAUAUCAUUUUGGGUUUGUCACAAGGAAACUCAAGAUCCUGUACUCCAUGUCAGCCAUCAGUACCCCCGUCUCCACGUUCGCAAUCUAAAACCCCAUCCCCAGCAAUGUUUGGCUCCUUCAAACAUCAAACAUUUAUACCCAUCUCCAAGUUUUCUGGUUCUCAUCAUGGUUCAGCUCAUGUCACUCCAACUCCAUGGGGUUCUUCUAGUACUCCUAUAUCUGGCCGAUCAUCCAGUGAAAUCACCUCACCUGGCAUGCCUAAAUACAGCACUAGUGCAACACCCACAUAUCAACAUAGUCCUGGGUUUGCCACUCCAGUCAGUCCCAAUAAGUUGAAGAUGCGAAUGGAGCAUGCAAGAAACCAGUCACAAGAAGUCAACAGGAGCGAUAGUAUUGACUCAGGGGUUGAAUGUAUACACAACACAAGAUCUCCAACACCAGCACAUCAUGGAGCGACUGUUUCCCCAAGUCACAAUCUGUCAUCUCAACUUGUUUUGUCCCCACCCAACAUCAUGUCGCCCCCAGCAGCUAGACAGCAAGUUACACAAGGAUAUCAUCAAUCAAGCAGCACCUACUUUGAAUUUCCUUCUCCUUCAGAGAAUAAGCUGAGAAAUGCCCUCUUAGCACCAGGAAGUCAGGAGGCAUGGCCAGUUACUCAUGAAACUCUACAAAGUCCUAUCGUUGAGAAAACGCAAUCACAUUCAAGGUUUUCUCAUGACAAAGUUUCCAGAACAAACCUGACAAAAGAAUUUGAAAAGGUAGAGGGCAGUGUUCUCAUUGACGGGAAUAGGAUGGCCAAUACAGCUUUCACGAAGACACCUCACAUUCAAAGAUCAGUCAUUCCAUCUUCAUUCUCUGAAACUUCAGGGAAACAACAAGGUGUAGUGGGAUUUGCGGGACAGAGUAGCAGUUCAAAUGAGCAGGUAUCACAAAGUCAAGUUCCUGCCGAACAAUUGCAAACUCAAGCAGCUCAAGAGACCUUAGCAACAGGAGCUGUGACUGGAUCAAAGAGCAAUGAAGAUAGCAAUGGUGGUGAUGGGGGUAAACCACCAGGGCAGAAUGUGUGGCCCUGUGUUGUUCCUCCUGGUCAUGUUCCAGUGUUCUACUGGCAUUCAUUGGUUCCAAUCUUUAAUAUCAGUCAGCCAGUUGCUUCAACUCCUAGCAGUAGUGCUGCAUUACCUACAAGUCAUCCCACAUCACUCAAUCAAUCUCAAGGGGCUGUUGUGGUUACUUCUAAACCUGGAUCUAGUGGAGUUCUCUCGGCACCCUUCAGAGACAACAAACCACAACCCAUACAGUUGAGUAAAGACAUUGUGAAUAGUCGAGCAUUCAGUCCUUCAGCUAUGAGUCCACCUGGUAAUAAACGUCGCUGUCAAUCACUUAGCUCUCUACCUAAAGAUGCUCAUGAGAAAGAACCAAGAAGUCCCAGAAAGAUAAGAGAUAAGGAUCAUGUCCGUCGCCCUAUGAAUGCGUUUAUGAUAUUUAGUAAGCGACAUCGAGCUCUUGUUCAUCAACGUCAUCCUAAUCAAGACAAUCGCACUGUUAGUAAAAUCCUUGGAGAGUGGUGGUAUGCGUUGGGUCCUAAAGAGAAACAAAAGUAUCAUGAUUUAGCUUUUCAGGUUAAAGAGGCUCAUUUUAAAGCUCACCCAGACUGGAAAUGGUGUAACAAAGAGAGGAAGAAGUCUGCCAGUGUAGUUCCUCCUGAGCUGUGUGAUAAGAUAGAGGCUAGACAGAGACACGCCUCAGAGGGUGAAGCAAGUUGUAGUGGUACAGGUCAAGAAUUAACAGCACCAGGUACUUUAGUUUCAUUGGCUUCGCUGACAUCAGAAGGCAAGCAAACCAGCCAUGCAGACAAUCAGGAUGAUAAGCAUCAGGAACAAACUCAAAUCAAGAUUCCAGUGCUGUGCGUGCCUCCCAAAAAGAGGUCGUUGAGUGCAUCUCAUGUUCCAAGCAGUGCUCAGGAAUACAAACAUGUUCACUCUGCAUGUCAACCACUUAAACCAAAACAGUGUUGCAAAUCCUCCAUGUUGAAGACUCCAGAUCAAGCGUUGACCUUACUGGGACAACCAAUACGACGACGGUUAGAAUCCGAGGAAACAAUGAGCGAUGAAGAACAAAUGGUGAUUGAUGAAGAGGGAGAUGAUGAUGUCAUUGCUGAUGAUGAAGUGUGUAAUGUUGAAGAAGUACAGCAUAUUGAUCUGGAAUGCAAAGAGCGAGUUGCUGACAGUGAAUCUGAAACAGAAUCUGAAGAUGAAACCAUGAUUGAGAAUAAAGCUUUUCCUCAACGACGCUUUUCACCCGCCAUGAAACACCUCUCUGCAUCUGACAUCACCUAUAGACCUAAACCAAUUAAAGCUAAGCCUGGUUCAAAUUCACCAAUCAGGAGUGACAUUGGUUGUGAUCAGUUUGAUGGUGGUUCUAAUUAUGAUAAAGCAAUACCACGUCCUUCCUCUAGCGGUAGCACAUUCCAACCAACCGGAGCAGUCUUUAAGGCACAUUCACCAAGGAAUAAAACAGACCCCCUUUCUGACUGCAAGGCUAAAGCUUUCUAUGAGUAUCAACCAGCUAAUAAAGAAAGCCAAGAGGGAAUUGCCAAACGGGGAUAUUUCUCCAAAAUCGAAUUCAAAUCGAGCUCUUCUCCGAACACCAGUCAAAGUUGUGAUCAAUCCAGUCAUACUGAAGACCAAGAUGGAAUUACACAGCAAGCAUCUUCAUCCUCUGACAAGCCCACGUCAGUACAAUCCUUACCAGCUGCAGCAAGUUUAACAGAUUGUACAAGUCAUGAAAUGGUUGCAGCAAGUCAUAAAUCAGCUCGUGUAGCAACUAUUGCAAGCUCCAACCAAUCAACAACCAGUUCAGUCAUCGUUGGUCAAUCACAAGCUAGUUCAGUUAUUGUCAGUAAGACGUUAAAACCUAAAUCAGCACAGCCUGGACAGUCUCAUCAGGGAUCAGUAAUUGUCAAUACUCAGCAGUUACACAGAUUGCAUGUAGGCGCACCAACAUCUGCUAAGCCUACAUUCUCUUCAUUUCAAAUCCAUCAGAAAGCAGAAAGUGUGGAAUCUAAGGAGGUACAUGCACCUACAGCAUCACAAGCUUCGUUACCUACUGGAAAUGUUAUAUUGAGUGGUAAACCACUGUCUGUAUUGAAGUCUGGUUGCAGGCAAAUGAAUGCUGCUAAGUUACUGCAAUCAAUCUCACAAGUUAAGCAAGGUAAUGGAGUACUAGUUGCUGCAAAUCAACCUAGGCCACACAGCCCAGCACCUGCAAGCAUUCUAGCUAAUCUUAAUAUGAAGCCUGCUCAUAACGUAACUCCAUUGAUACACCAUCAAUUGCCACAGCCAAGUUGUCCAACUAAUACAUCUACAUGUAUUCCUGUAGCUCCAGCAACAGUCACAUCAACAGGCUGUCAUCUUCAGUAUAUUCUACCUUCAAUUCCAUCCCAUGUUCCUGGUCCAGGACCUAAAUCAGUGCCACCAGGGUUUCAGAUAGCUAGCCCAAUUCAGUUAGCUCCACCUAUCAGCAAUCAAGUUACCCUUAAAGCUGCAUCAACUAGUCAGGUAGCGGUUGUGGCUAAUCAUAAAGCAGGAACUGUACCCCAGCCACCAAAUCAGAUACUUGGUCAUGCAAAUGUCUUAAGUGCACAGAUGUUAGCAAGUAAUGGGGCACAAGUUAUUCCUCUGAUUGCAUCACAGGCAUCCCUUCCUCCACAACUUGUUGCAAUAUCACAUACAUCAGCAAGUGCAUCAAGCCAAAUGAGCCAGGCACAGCAUAUGAUGUUACAACCAAUCAACAUGAAUGGCAUCAAUAAUAGCAAUGUAACACCACAUGUCAACCAGUCUCAGUGUGUAACAGUCAGGUCCAUCAAUCUUAACCCAUCCAACGUAGUCUCACAACCUGUCACCAUAAUGACUCAACCAUACAGUCCAGUUGUGACAGUUGCUGCUGGUAUUGCUGUUGCAUCUGCUACUACUUCUACAUUGAUCCCAACAGCUCAUUCUCAGACUAAGUACUUGCUGCCAUCUAGUCAAAGGUUGACUAUCUUGCAACAUGCUGGUAAUUCAUCUUACCCUGCUACACCUGCCUCUCCUGGACCAUUUGUGAUGUCUAGUGAUCAGCUUGCUACACUAACUGGCAAUUCUGCCAAGCUACAGGGAACAUUACUGACUCCAUCUGUUCUUCAAUCCUUACCAAACACUCCUACAAGUACUGUCAUUAAUAGUGGAAGUCGAGUGAUAACUCAAGCUGGUGUAGCACAGCCUAAACAUGUUGUUGCCUCCACUAUCUCCCGAUGUAAUGCUCCAUCCUCACUGAUGAAUCUACCAACUGUCAAUCAAACUAUCCCAGUUGCGUAUGCUCCUAUCAUGCCAGCAAAGCCCUCAACUUUGGCUGCAGGAUGUGUUGGUUCCUUCCUGAACGUUGGCAUGAAGACACCACUAACAGCUACUAGUGUCAUAGUCAAUCUUGCCCCAGUACCAUCUCCUGGAACAUUGUCCCAGGUUGCUCAAACAAGGACCGUCUUCUCAACAGGAACGUCAGCCAGAUUGCCCAUUGUUUCUGUAACAUCCUCAACUCAAGUCAGGACGAGGACUGAUCCAACCAACGUUGUGUCUAGUUCUUCUUUCACUUCAACUUCGUCUACUACAAAACGUAUUAAAGCCACCAUCGCAACUAUUCCUGUAGCGACAUCAAGUGUAGUAUCGGCAGCAGUAAACAAGGGAACCAAGUUAGCCAUUUGUAAGCUUGGUAAAGGUACCAAGAGCAGCCCAAGUUCACAAAGUUUUCGUACGAUGCCUAAACUGGCUCCUAUUCUGUCAUUUACUACUGCGAAGUCAAUCACACAGGCUACAGUAUCCAACUUGCCUGAACAUCCUUUAGUCAUUGACACAUGUGUUUCUAUGACAAAACAACUCUCAAGACAAAUGCAUGAUUCAAAAGACACUGGCUGUGUAUCUCAUGCAUUAGCAGAUACAACAAGUGAUAAGGCACAAGGGACCAAAGGGUCAGUAAUUGACUCUGUACCUGCAAAGCAGACAUCAACUGUCUCAGGUUGCUCAAUGUCUAAGAAAGCAGACCUAACACAAAGCAACACAUCCUCGGACUCCCUAAGGAAUGUCCCAUCAAAGAGCUUUGAACCUAAAGUAUUUGUUGAAACUGAGUCAAGUAGUCAGCAGAAACCACCAGUAACUGCAUAUUCCUUGGGUCAUAUGACUUCAAACACAGAUAACUCCACACUUUCACAUGAGCAAGCUACAUCUAAUGUCAAACCACAGAGGGCUUGUAAAGGCAAGAAAUAUAAGAAAAUACUGGAACAAUGUGGAGUCAAGGCACACAAGCGAAAGGUGCAGAAGACCAAUGAUUCAUCGAAUGUUGUUGGAGAGCCAUAUGAAGCCAGAUGUGUUCCAACCCAAGAUAAACCAAAGGAUGAAUUGACCACUUUGUCACCAAUAACAUCAUUAGUGGCUGAUAACAAGUCUUCAUUGGUGAUAACUGAUAAUCAACCUGUAUCUUCAAGAGUUGUUGAUAAACCCACAUUGAUAAUGAGUGAUGACAAACAUGCACCAUUAAUGAUAGCUGAGGAAGACACAUCCACCAGCCAAUCAUCCAAGACUACAGCACCAUCGCAACAUGAACUGCCCCAACCUAGUGGUAGCAACAAAGGGUUAGAUGAUAUGGAUAGCCAGGAUGGAUCAGCAGACACACAAUCUCAAGAGAUCAGUAGGGAUCCUAAGACGAUAUUGAAGAGAAAUAUUGAUGAUGGAAUGGAGAGGGUUCUUGAAGAAGUUAAUUUUGAAGCUCAGUUCAAAGAGUUACCAGAGUAUCAUCCAGAAGAUCAUGUUCAAGACAUCAGCACAAUUCCCCUUACUCCUCAUGCUAUUGUCAGUAGUUACAGAAGAAAAAGAAACAACUCUCAGGGUAAAGGUGAUGAUUCUGGGACUGAUAAUGAUCCUAGCUCACCAAGAUUGAAAUCUCCUAAUCGCCAAACAUCCAGUGGUUCAGAGCCUAACACUCCAAUUAAACGACCAACAGUUGAUGAUACAGUGUUUAAAUUUAGUGAGCGGCUAACAUCCCCAUCAGGAGCAGAUGAUGUUCACAUUCUCAAGACUCCAGUUCCAGAAGACAGUGAAGAAUUUGACUUUGAGCCUGAGAAAAACGCCUCCACACUGAGGAAAAUUCUAGAUUUUCGAAGGAUUCUGGUUAUGCAACUAUUCAAGACAGAAGGCUACUUUCCAUCAUCUGCAGCAACAACAUCUUUCCAGUUACAGCAUCGGGACAUCUUCCCAUCAAAGUCAAUCCUUCAACUUAAGAUAAGAGAGGUACGGCAAAAGAUUAUGCAACAUUCCCGUGAUGAAGAUGCUGAAGAAGGAUGUAUGUCUCCAGGUGGCCCACAGUCAACCAAAAUAGCUAGUAAUAGUCGCUCCCAAACAAACACAAAACCUACCGCUAAAACUGCUGCUACUUUGGCUAAAAGUAGGUUAACCCUAACAUCUAUGGUGAGCACAGACACCAGCAUGACAGCUAAACUGACACUAACCCCACCUCCCCCUUCAUCCCCUAUGGAUAAAUCACAAUGGUCUCAUUCACCUAAGGGUACAUAUACUAAAUUCCAUUAUACACCACCUGCCAAGUCACCUCUUGCAAGAUCAACUUCAUCUCAUGGUCAGCCCAGUCCUAUCACAUCAUUCCAAGGUCCACAGCAACAAGCAUACUUUGUGUAUCCUUCUACAACUACUUGCAUGUCUCCAUUGGCACUGGUACCAACACAAGCAGCAACUGGAAGUAGGUGCAGUGGUCCAGAAACUAAACCCACUGUCACUAGCUCAUAGAGGUCUGUGAUUUUACAACUGCAGCAUGUAGUAUUCCAUCUGAUAUCUCAAAGUCAUAAUUGUUCAAUGUCCAUACGUCAUGUGUCGGGCAUAUUGAGCUAUUGCUGUGAGUUUUAGUUAAUGUCAAUGUAUUUAGGCAUGAGACAUUUUCUUCCCUGGUAAUUCGUAAAUCUACGUUUAGACAAUGCGGGCAGCAGUAAAUGGUAUUUGAAGCUUUGCAUGGUGUGGAGUAUAAGAGCAACUAUAAAU